AUGAAGAAUGUAUACGAGAGAAAAGAUAUAUCCAGCAAGGAUUCAAUGCACAAAAGGCUUUUAAAAACAGGAAGGAAGGAAGAAUACAUUUUGCAAAAUGGAAAAACAGUUGAUAUUGAAAAAUACAAAGAAACGCUAAAAGAUUAUAAAAAUCUAGAGGAUAACCAAAUUCAAAGAAAAAAGAAUCCAGAAAACAAACUAAAACUCAAGAUAAGAUAA
Entrophospora candida is the source of this 219-nucleotide messenger RNA. NCBI's taxonomy places the organism in Eukaryota, Fungi, Glomeromycota, Glomeromycetes, Entrophosporales, Entrophosporaceae. The record is from the annotation of a GenBank genome assembly.